Messenger RNA from Stylonychia lemnae, 1122 nucleotides. The record is from the annotation of a GenBank genome assembly. Lineage: Eukaryota; Ciliophora; Spirotrichea; Sporadotrichida; Oxytrichidae.
AUGAACAAUGCAGCAUCCGUUGUUGACUUCACCAAACUGCCAGACGUAACAGGCGUGGCAGUACGUAACGUCUCCAACACCAACGUAGCAGCGCCAGCGAACUCCGCACCAGUUGUUGGUACAUCCGUGUUCACACUGAACAACCUCAACGUUGCUCAAGCGGCAGCCAUCACCAUCAGCCACAGCGACACAUUCUCCAACGGUAUCGACAAAUCCACCAUCAACGCCAAUCUGGCCGUUGCAACAGGUGCAUCCGACACAGUGGCCGUGAAAAUCGCUGAAGGUCUGAACGUUGAUCCACGUUUCAACUUCGUUCUGAACACAAACGCAGUAGAAAACAUCACACUGCACGAUGCUGACACAGAAUCCAACACAGUUGCCCUGGCAAACGUUGGCGCCCACACAGGCACCAUCACACUGGGUUCAGCAACAGGUGCUGGUAGCACAACAGUCAACACAGGCCUCUUCCUGAACCUCGACACAACAGUAGCUGGUAACGGCGGUCUGUAUCGUAUCGACACAACAGGCGGCGCAGCAGCCAACAUCGCUGGCGUACAAGAAUUGUCCACAACAGUUGGCCAAAUCAAACUGGUUGCCGCCAACAUCGACGCAUCUGCAGAAAAUGUCAACGUCAUCGUUCGCGUAUCCACAAGUGGUGCAGCCAACGGCGCGCAAAACAUCAAGAUGGGUGCAGCGAACGACACAGUCAUAUUCGAUAACGUCCUCGACACACGUGCUGGUCUGACCAUCUCCGACACAGUUGUUGGUGGCGCUGGCCUCGACACACUGGUCAUCGACGGCGACCUGCAAGGUGCAGCACUGGGCGACACAAUCGCACUGGGCGCGUCCGAAUGGACUAACGUAUCCGGCUUCGAAACAAUCCGUCUGGUUGGUACAACCAACAAUGCAGGUGUAGUUGGUGGUGGUAACUACCGUCUGACAUUGACAAACGAAUUGAUCGCUGCAAACAACAACGCAGGCGUUCUGGCGAUUGUUAAUGACAACGACACAGCCAAUGAUGCAGCUAACGCAGCAGACACAGGUGGUACAGCAGUUGAAAGCGCAGCUCUACAACGGCGAAGAAGGUGUUUCCCGUACAGCAGACCGUAUCAUCUUCGCUGA